Molecule: messenger RNA, 1854 nt
Organism: Mesorhabditis spiculigera
Lineage: Eukaryota; Metazoa; Nematoda; Chromadorea; Rhabditida; Rhabditidae
Source: the annotation of a GenBank genome assembly
AUGGGAGGAUUUCACUGCCUCAUCUGUAAAAAGAACAUGAAGACGAGCUACCUUUCUGUCCAGAGGACAAAACAGAACUACAGCUCAAUCGUCUCCGAGCUUGAGGAAAACGGGCUCGCUCUGCCAACAGACGCUUGGCUGAAGGCUCGACCCCAAAUUUGCGCCGCACACGCACCUAAAACACAGCAAAAAAUAGCAGAGAAGAAAAUGAAAUGCGUGAUGCCGGCCGACAUGAUAGUCGGGGAAGAAAUCGUGAUUGAGUCUGAAGAUGUCGGCACCUGGCCACCGGGAGAUGUCGACGUGGUUGAGAUUAUGGAUGCCGAGGAUGCGGCUGAAGAAGACGGAGAUUCGGAAAUGGACACUCCCGAAGUGGAGAGCAUGUCCAGCGGAGGACCGUCUGAAAAGAAAAAACGGCGAAAGAUCGUGGGCAUCGGCAGCCUCUUCCUGGUCACAUUUGAGCAAAUCGACCGUUUCGUGAAAAGAUGCCGAUGCGGCAAAAAUCGCAAGGUCGACUUCACGUGCCUAGGUGCGACUCUACGAGCCAAAAUGCGAUGUCGUCAUUGUGGUCGACGAGAGAAAUGGUCCAACGGGCACCGAUUUACCGACCAUCCAAAAGAAAAAGCUCAAAAUAUCGACUGGAUGGUGCCAGCCUCAAUGUACUUGAGCGGCGUGCCCUAUCAACGGCUUCUUGACGCCGCAGACGCCAUACAUCUACAUUUGCCUUCUAAAAAAACAUACAGCCGCGUCUUGAACGAGGUCGUGUUGGAAGCGGUCGACCACGAUGGUCUGAGAAUCGCGACCGACGGCUCCUACGACAGCGUGGGUUACUGCGCAAUGCUAUGCAGAUUGCCAAUUCUCUGCUUGAGGACGCAAUUGAUCAUCUCUGUUGUCCAAAAGGAGCGCUAUAGAGAUGGCAAGGGCAAUAGCGGAGCUCUGGAGUUGCUCGCCACAAAGGAGGCCAUUGAGAAGACGCCAAAAAUGCUCGGAAUACCCAUAAAAACGCUGACGACCGAUAGAUCUUCACCUAUAAAGAAGCACCUGGCUGACCACCACGGACCAGGAUCGCCCCAACCUAUCAUCCAUCUACUGGAUAGCUGGCACAUCACCAAGGAAUUCAACAAGAAGCUGCGAGUGGGCGCCAAAUUGAAGCGGAACGGGUACCUGGAACUCUGGCGGCACUCAGUUGUAUCUUUCACUUGGGGGAUAAUCUUCGGCUCCGACGGCGAUUCCGAACUGAUUGAAGAAAAGUUGAUGUCGAUCCUUCAACACGUAUGCGGAAUCCAUGACUUCUCUGGAAAUCCAAAUUUCAAGAAGUUCAAAUCUUGCCAGCACGGUCCCGACAUCGAUCAUCGCCCGCCAUUAGACCCGAAUUCGGCAGCGUUUCACUUCCUCGAAAGCCUCUUCACUCGUGAGCUCAUAGCCGCAUAUCAGCAAGCCGAUUAUUUGGGAAGCACGGCAGCCAUUGAGAGCUUCAACAGCGCCCUAUUGAAGCACUGUCCUAAAAGGAUUUGGCUCGGCCCCGAACAGCACCAAGCGCGGCUAAAACUCGCGAUAUUGGAGUGGAAUACGCGAAAGUUCCUAGAAAUCGAAGGCGUUCGUUGGAUUUCCGCCUAUGUGGAAAAAAACUGGAAAACCGACCGGACUCGCGAAAACCAAUGGCGCAUUGAUACGCUCUACCAAGCCAGAGAAAUUCGCUACGCGUACCUUGAUUCUAAAGAGGAAAUUCGCACUCCGCGCAUCGAUUUCCUGACCGAUGAUGCCGGCGAUUUUCGAGUUUCAAACGGCAUCGAUGACUUGUUGCUGGACGACGACGCUGCUCAACUGGAAAUUGAUGAACAAGAGAGCGAAACUCAA